Messenger RNA from Capsella rubella, 1601 nucleotides. RefSeq names its product phosphatidylinositol 3,4,5-trisphosphate 3-phosphatase and protein-tyrosine-phosphatase PTEN1. Gene Ontology annotation, cellular component: cytosol. Gene Ontology annotation, biological process: phosphatidylinositol dephosphorylation. The record is from RefSeq and is a predicted model, not a curated record. The transcript is spliced from 7 exons. Lineage: Eukaryota; Viridiplantae; Streptophyta; Magnoliopsida; Brassicales; Brassicaceae. Gene Ontology annotation, molecular function: phosphatidylinositol-3,4,5-trisphosphate 3-phosphatase activity; protein tyrosine phosphatase activity. The coding region runs from base 20 to 1360 and encodes 446 amino acids.
UAAUCCCUUCUUCAACUUCAUGAUCAGUUCUUCAGGUAUAAAACCCCUUUCAAUAAUCUCACACUUUGUUUCCUUGGGACUUACGGUAGUACCUUACCUAAUUUAUGUUUCUUCUUUCAGAAUGGGUCUCAAGCUCUCGAGAGGGCCUGUAAAAGAGAAAUCAACUCUAGGACUAACGAGGGUUCACAUUCUGACCUACCUUACAACAAGUUAUUAUCUACGUAGCUUGGUCUCCAAGAAACGAAGACGGUUAAUCAUUGGUGGAUAUGAUCUUGACAUGUCUUAUAUCUCUGACAAAUUGUUGGCUAUGUCCUUUCCUGCUGAACGAAUGAGAGCAGUUUAUAGAAACCCUCUUUGGCAAGUCAAGUCUGUUCUCGAUAUGCGACAUCCUGAUCACUACAAGGUCUAUAAUCUAUGCAUAGAGGAAUCUUAUGAUCCAGAAAACUUUUAUGGCCGCGUGGAACGAUUUCCGUUUGAUGACAAUCAUGUUCCGUCUCUCAAAAUGAUCCAACUUUUCUGCGAAAGUGUUUAUUCUUGGCUCGCACAAGAUCCCAAGAACAUCACGGUUGUUCAUUGCAUGGCAGGAAAAGGAAGAACAGGGUUAAUGGUAUCGGCGUACCUUGUCUAUGGUGGGAUGUCAGCUGAAGACGCUCUUGAGAUGUAUGCAAGAAGAAGAACAACAAACAAUAAUGGAGUCUCAAUACCAAGCCAACGUCGUUAUGUGAAAUAUUGGUCAGAUUUACUUACGUUCCGUUUAAAGGGACCUCCGGAGGUUAAAUUACCCCAAGAAGAUAGCAGAGAGUUGCUGAGGAUUAGACUUUAUGAUACAGCUAACGUUGACUCCGUUUUCUUUGUGGUCUCAGAACUUCAGGAGGUUCCAGGUGAGAUGUAUCGACCAUCUGUAGAACUUGCAAGAGGUUGUUGUAGACAAUUCAAGAAAGGGUAUUGUAGAAGUUUGAGUCCACGGUAUUAUAUAUCUCAUGUGAACUCUGAUUCGCAAGAUGAUGAGGCAGUGACAGAUGGAGAAGAGGCACGUCUUGUUGUUCAAAUGGAUACAGAGAGUUCCAUCAUCGACGAGAAAACAUGUCUUGAUUUUUACUUUGACAAACCUGUGAGAGUGAGUGGAGACAUACGCAUCACAUUCUACCAGAAAAUGAUUGGAAGCCGCCUUUUUUAUACUUGCUUUAACACAGCUUUUAUAACCAAUGGCUUGCUUCAGUUUUCCAUCGGAGAGCUAGACAAAGUUGGUGGCAACGGAAGAUCGAUAUCUGGUCCGGAUUUUAGCUUGGAGUUACUCUUUGGCCCAGCUAGUUCAAAAUUCGGGAAGUUUCUUUCCCGUGAUGACCUUUCGCUCUCUUAAGCCUCAUUAUCAGCUCGUACAAAAUCGAAAUAGUUGAAGCUCACCGGAUUCGGCCACAAAAGAGGCCUGAAUAGCUCAGCUGAUACCUGCAAAACACUCCAAUGGCUGAAAACAGAGUUUCCAUGUACAAAUGCAGAGACAAACGGGAAAUUUUCAAAGAAUAUCAGCAAAUGAACCACUUUCUCAACAAUGUGUUUUCUUUUUGUAGCAGGGAGUGCAAUUUUGGUAAAUGAUAGACAGU